Molecule: messenger RNA, 5873 nt
Organism: Phascolarctos cinereus (koala)
Lineage: Eukaryota; Metazoa; Chordata; Mammalia; Diprotodontia; Phascolarctidae
Gene: GPR12
Product: G protein-coupled receptor 12
Biological process (GO): G protein-coupled receptor signaling pathway
Cellular component (GO): membrane
Molecular function (GO): G protein-coupled receptor activity
Source: RefSeq, a predicted model, not a curated record
UCUCCCCCCUCCCCCCCCUUCCCGUCCCUUCUGCACUCCCAGCAAACUCCAGAGCCGGAAAACAGAUCCGCCUUGCAUUCGGGGAGAUGACCAUGCCAGAGGAAACCUGCUCUAUUUAGGAAGAAGCCAAGGACUCUCCAUCAGGAGAAGUCAAGAAGACAGGGGUUAAAAUGAAUGAAGACCUGAAGGUUAAUUUAAGCUGGCUUCCUCAGGAUCAUUUAGAUACCAGUUCUCCGGAGAAUGUCUCAGCUGCAGUUUCCUCCCUGAUUCCCGUCAUAGAACCAGAGCCAGAGCUCAUAGUAAACCCCUGGGACAUUGUUUUGUGUACUUCAGGAACCCUCAUCUCCUGCGAAAAUGCCAUUGUGGUCCUUAUAAUUUUCCAUAACCCCAGCCUGCGUGCACCCAUGUUUCUCCUGAUAGGCAGCCUGGCACUCGCAGACCUAUUGGCAGGGAUUGGAUUGAUCAUCAAUUUUAUUUUUGCCUACCUGCUUCAGUCAGAAGCCACCAAGCUGGUCACGAUAGGACUGAUUGUCGCCUCUUUCUCAGCCUCUGUCUGCAGCUUGCUGGCUAUCACUGUUGAUCGUUACCUCUCGCUGUAUUAUGCUUUGACUUACAAUUCUGAAAGGACUGUCACAUUUACCUAUAUCAUGCUUAUAAUGCUCUGGGGAGCUUCUAUCUGUCUCGGACUGCUGCCUGUUAUGGGCUGGAACUGCCUCAAAGACGAAUCCACUUGCAGUGUGAUCAGACCUCUCACUAAGAAUAAUGCUGCUAUACUCUCUGUCUCCUUCCUGCUCAUGUUUGCUCUCAUGCUCCAGCUAUACAUCCAGAUCUGUAAGAUUGUGAUGAGGCACGCCCAUCAGAUUGCCUUGCAGCACCAUUUCCUGGCCACAUCGCACUAUGUGACCACCCGGAAAGGAGUCUCUACUCUGGCUAUCAUUUUAGGGACCUUUGCUGCUUGCUGGAUGCCUUUCACCCUCUAUUCUUUGAUAGCAGAUUAUACCUAUCCCUCUAUAUACACUUAUGCUACCCUUCUUCCAGCUACCUACAAUUCCAUCAUCAAUCCUGUGAUAUAUGCCUUUCGAAAUCAAGAAAUACAGAAAGCUCUCUGGCUUAUUUGUUGCAGCUGCAUCCCUUCCAACCUCUCCCAGAGAGCCAGGUCGCCCAGUGAUGUGUGAUGAUACACAGCUUAGGAGAAAGCUGGUCGCUUAACACUGUCUUUUCCAAACAUGCUCACCCUGUAAUUGUUGGUUAGAUGCUCUUAUUAAAUUCUGUAUGUUGGAUUCAGCUUAACCCACGGGAAGCACUUAACAUUUGUCAAAGAAAAACCUCAUUAAUCUAGAAGAGUUAAGUGGCUGGAGAAAGUGGGUUUCAAAAUAAUCAGUGUUUUUAUUCACCUUUCUUGUCAUGUUUAGGAUUUUGUACUGUGCUCAGGAUUUUUGUUUGGUUUCUGGGAAGGGAGUGGAAAAGGAAGAGUAGAUGCCAUGAUCUACUCUAAAGUAGUCUAAACUAAUAUCUCAGUUGUCACCUCAUCUUUAAAUGAACUUUAUCAAUACAGAAAAGGAGAAAAAGAGAGACUUAAAGAUCUUUUCUAGAAUUGUUUAUAUGAUCAAAAUAAAUUCUCAAUCCUGCAUGAGUGAAAAGGGGAAAAAUCUUUUAAACCAACAAAAGGAGGAAAGAGAAGUAUAUAUCAUUGUGACCUGAUUUCAUGAUCAUAAACACAAUUAUAAGCUACCAGAUUACAUUUUAAAACUAUGGCUCAGUUUAAAAAAAUCUUAAUCUUGGUAACUACCAUCCACUGAGAAUUAAUUUUUAAUUAAUGUGUUACAGAAAAUCGGCAUGGUUGUCAUUAUUAACUGGACCCCUCUAUCCAGAUAUUCACACUUAAGUAUAGAUGAUAAGACAGAACAGAGGUGUACUUUGACAAUUUUCUUCUAAAAUUAAAUGUGAGUCCACUUUGGGCUUGUAGUUGAUACAAGAUUGAUUUGAUCCAGCUAUUUCAGUAGUCAGAUUUUUUCCCUUGUGGUAUGAAAAGGACAAUGUGAGAAAAUCAACUAAUGGAAAUAGAAAAAAAUUAUCAUAUGAAGAUAAAGACAUUGAUGUGAUGGGCAUUGUGGGACAUAUCUAUAGUAAUUUUCUUUUCUGUAUACAGCUAUAAAUGUACCAACAGUGAUUUCCAGUUUUAAAAUUUUUGUUAGAAUUUUGAAUACUAUAGACUGAAUGUUUCUGGUUUGAAGUUCCAUGCAAAAAUGCAUUUGAACUGUGGUCUUCCGUCUUAAUGGUUGAUUUAAUUUAUGAAUGCAUAUACAAAUCAGAUUGUAUGUUCCAUAGGAUGGGAAUUUCCAAACCAUCAUGUAACCCUUCAUAAAAGGUGAAGUGUAAAUAGUUUACUAUCCAUCUACUAAAAAGAACAUUAAAAUGCAAUAAAACUAGGAUAUUUAUUUUCAGAGAGCAAGAUUUUUAUCAGAGUAAUUUGAUGAGGAAAGCAAUAUCAAUUGUAUCGUGACUUGAUGGUGGGUUUGUGAGCAUCAUUUCCAUGAAUGUUGACAAAUAUCAAGGGAAGAAAUCCCCAGGCAGAGCAGUGAAAUUUUGGCUCUGCCUAUACCCACAACAGCAGAACUUUAAGGAAACCAAUUGGUUCAGGCCAUCUAUAUGGUGGCCUGAUUGGAAGAGCCAAUUCUUUGAGGUCUCUGCUGAUCGCAUGGCUCUGAAGCUAGAUCUGUUUAAUUACAAGUCACGCUCAACAUGGUUCUCACAACCAUGCUGCAAUUCUAUAAAAUAUUGUAGAAGUAAGUAGUCAAUACAGCUAGUGCCAGUGCUGUUUGCUUUGGGUAAACCAGUAUUAAUAAUCUGGCUACUUGAAUCAAUAUCUAUUGUCAUGGGCCAAUUAUGGAAUCUAGUAACAAUUAAAUUCUUUGUAUGCACAUCACCAUGUAACUUUUAAUACCAUUUGGUGGUGAGGUUGGGGACUUGUCCCAUGCAUGGAAAAUCUAAAUAUUUGGAUGAGCUGGUAAUUUGAGUGUGACGGAUUUCUUUUCAAUUAGGUAGCAUUCAUUAUAAUCUGAAUAAGUGAAUGAUGAAAGUGAGAUACCUUUAUAGAUAGCCUAGGAUGACUCCUUCUGGACCAAGUUUUAACGGCAACAAUGUGUGCUUUGAUGGAAAACUCCACCAUUUAAAUACUUCAUCUGCUUACUUUAAAUGACAUUUCAAGGAUCUUGGUUGUGUGGUAUGAAUGCACCCUCCACAGGUACAUAUGGCAACUCCUCCAUGCUUCGUGAGUUGCCUUGACUAAAACCAAAUCCAAAACAAAUCAAAACAAAAAACCCUCACCCCUUGGUGGCCAACCUGACGAUCAUAGUCUUCUCCAAAACUAAUUGGUCUGGUCCUGUAAUGACAGAUACCUAUAAUCAAUUCAUGGCUUGUACCCAAAGCUUUUCUAGCUUGGUAAAACCUUUCAGGGCUUCUGCUUCCCAUAGAUUUCAAGGAACCAGGUCAUCACAAACCAUGAUGAGGUAGGACUGCAUUUAUUAGUGCUUAAAUUUGGGUGUAGAGUGAUAAAAUCAUCUGGCUUUUUCAGAAUUUUCAACUAAGAUAUUAAAAGUGAUAUUAGUUGUAAAUUUUAAAUGUACUUUAAAAAAAAUCACAAUUUUCCAUUUGCCUAUCUAAAUAUUCUCUUGUGUCACAUCCUAUUCUGAGAACAUGUAGAAGCUGUUUUUGUCCACCAAUUGCAAACUAGCAUCAGAAAAGACAUAUUUCAUAAAAAAAAUUCUGUAAUUAAAAAUAUCAGCAUUUCUUUUUGAAAUUAUAUAGUGCAGAAACCCUGAAAUGGGCAUUAUAUUAUACUUAACCCACCCUUUCUUCUUACCCCCAAGCGUAUCUGUAUGAAUACUGUUACAAUUUAGCAUCAAUUUUGACUGAGUGAAAAUACUUUUGUACCUGCAGCUUUCCCCUUCAUCUGUUUAUUUAACUUCAUGUUAAUGUAGACUCAGCAGUAUUCAGUGAUUAUCACAUUAUUUAUUCGGACCCAUUUGUAGUAGUAGUAGUAGUAGUAGUUGUUGCUGUUGUUGUACUAGUACUAGUAGUAGUAUACUGGUUUUAGAUGUCCAGAUCCUGUUUUUGAAAUCAAACACAUUAAUUGUGAUUUUUAUUUUAAUCACUGAUGAUUUCAAAGUGCUGAGUAUAUGUAAUUUCUUUAUGUGCAUGUGAAUGUGUGUGUCAACAGUUUGCCCAAUAGUUCUAACUAUCCAUCAUGACUAAAUACAUCAUAGAAGAUAAAUUAUAUCUACAAUGUCUCUGAAGUAAGAGAUUAUUUUUGUCUGCUAUGCUGUCCCAAUUUCUAACUAUUAAGUAAGGACCUUAUAUGUGUUUCUAAUACUAACAGUCCAUCCCACCAGCAAUUACUAUUACCUUAGCCCAAUCUUAAUUGAAUUGCCUGCUGAUUACUUCUCUUUUUCUUUUGGCUUUUGGUUUUGUUUGUUUGGUUGGUUUUUUAAUCAUUGCUUUUCAUACUUUCAGCAGUACUAUGUGCCAGGGAAACAAAUGAAAAUUAAAAGCAACCAAGUAAAUUGAAGUCUCUUGAGCAGCUUCAGUAAAAUAUUGUGGGAAAGGAAAAAUUAUUUGCUGAGAGAGAAAGAGAGAGAGAGAGAGAGAGAGAGAGAGAGAGAGAGAGAGAGAGAGAGAGAGAGAGAGAGAGAGAUUUAUCUAGUCUGCUCUUUUGACCCCAAUGAAGUGUACUUCUGUUUUGUGUUGGGAGUUUUUAAAGCAAAUAUGAAAACAUGGACAUUUAUACAAUUACGCUACUUGGUAUUCUAGUAACUGUGUGGUCUAUUGUAAGCAACUUAUCUACACGACAAACCAUAUUGAAUUCAGUGUUUUAAUACAUCUAGCCUUAAAGUUCCUUUAGAUUAAAUUUUCCUAACAGUUAAAGUGUUAAGACCCACACAAAAUGCUCCUUUUGUAAAAGCAAUACAGUCCCAUCUAGUGGAAACUGCACAGUAGAAUUAGAGCAAUAGAGAAAGAGAUAGCAAUAAUAGCCUUGGGAAAACAUUCAUGUGGGAAUUCAAGAUGUAUAAAGGAUUUUGACAGAUCUGUCUUUCUUUGAUGUUAGGCAUGAGUGACAUUACAAACUGUAAAUGAACUGAAACAACUUUGCAGUAUCCUUGUUAUUUUGAACAUUUAUUGAAAUAUAAAUACUCUGUGUGUGUGUGUGUGUGUGUGUGUGUAUACAUAUAAGGAAUUCAAAACUCCUCCCUCCAAAAUGCAGUUGGUUUAGAGAUUCUAUUAGCACAAAACUGAUUAAAGAGGAACUUUCCAUUAAUAUUCAUUAUUCCUAUAUUGAACUCGGAUCUUGUGUUUCUGUAAAAUGUUUUGAUUAGGCAUACGCUUAUACAUAGCUGGAAUUUAGCUGUUUGGGGCUGUUAUAAAACCACUUUUCAUUAUCAUUUGCUGUUGGACAUCUAGACACUUUCUGAAACCUCCGCACAAUUCAGCACCACAGUCAGUGGUCUGAAUUAAGUACACACCUCUGAGAAAUGUUCAUGCAUGUCAGACGUGGAGCUGGGGGGGUGGGAGUGGGGGGAGCUUUAACGAUGGGACUGAUACUGCUCUUGGCUCUAUCUGGUGAGAAUCAUUUCACUUUUCUCAGGACCACACAUUUAAAUGGGAGGAAAAAGGAAAGGAAUAAUUGAAAACCAGAGGUAUUAAAAAAAAAACCCAACAACAACACUUUAUGUCCUCAAAGGCAAUGCAAAAAGGAAAAUUGAAGCAGUUAUCUGGAGUCUAGCCCCCAAACCUGCUAUUGUUUGUUGUUUGUUUAAUGAGCUUUUGUCCAAAGAUAUUCAGACUAUCUACAUUGGUAUGGAACUUACUGAACCUGG